Molecule: messenger RNA, 484 nt
Organism: Saccostrea cuccullata (small rock oyster)
Lineage: Eukaryota; Metazoa; Mollusca; Bivalvia; Ostreida; Ostreidae
Product: putative transporter B0252.3
Exons: 4
Biological process (GO): transmembrane transport
Cellular component (GO): membrane
Molecular function (GO): transmembrane transporter activity
Source: RefSeq, a predicted model, not a curated record
GAAUUAUCAAUCCACAAUUAAAUGACGUUAGUGAAAGGGUAGAGAAUAUAAAGGUGUAUUCAGGUCUGGGGGAGAAGUUGUCGGUGCUGGAUAUAUUCAGGAAUAGGCGGAUACUCAUAACAUCUGUCAUUGUGUGGAUCAUAUGGUUUGUGAACAGUAUCACCUAUUAUGGCCUCUUUCUGACUUCCGGGAUAAUGGCUGGAGACAUGUAUCUAAACUUCUUCUUGAAUGGAUUGGUCGAAGUACCCAGCGUGUUUCUGUACAUGUUUACCAUAAACAGAUAUGGUAGAAAGAAAACAUGUAUAAUGUUUCAUGCUAUAGCUGGAGUGUGUUUGUCAGUGUCAGCAGUCCUCAUGUACCUAAAAGAUUCAUCAGUAAUGGAAGGAUUCGCCACUGCCUUCAGUUUUGUGGGAAAGUUUGGUAUAUCUGGAUCCUGGAUGACGAUAUUCCUGUAUACAGAGGAAGUGUACCCCACUAAUCUAAG